AUAACUUAAUCCAUUUUUUAAAACCGGGGAAAUCUUGGGGAGGGACUCAAAUUUCCUCACCUUCCCUCUCCUCCAACCAAAGAGACCGAUCCUCACAUGUUCAUGCCCCCUCCCACCGUUACAUCCACUUCGACUUUAUAGUUUAUAUCCGACCAACCGUAACGUGCAUAAGCCAGAAGAUCAUCUUCCCAAAUUGCCCAGAUUUUGAUUUCCUGUCUUCCAUACAAUAUAUGCAUCGCAUAUGAUAAAUGUAUGCACGCGUAUGUGUUUGCGGUUGUUGCAUUUCCCACGGCGAUCUGCCUUUGUCGGCGGCCGGUAGCUCGGCGGAUCUAUCUCCAGAGGUAGAGUUUUUGAAAUCUAGAUCAAAACUGAAACUUCAUUAGAGGAAGAUAAUUUGUGUUUGGAGCAGAUGAAGGGAGGCAAUGUUGGGAGAUUUCGGGGAAAACGAUUCUCUCUAACCCUAGCUGCUAUCCUAUUCACAACCAUAGUCCUCUGGUUUUGUGAGAAAAAUCCAAGUCUCACUAGUUUAGUAUCUGAUGAUGAGCUUAUAAUGCAGUCCUCAGGGUUUGUGGUUGAGGACCAUGCUGAUACGUCGCUGCUGCCACAAAAAUCGGAAGAGGAUGAUAAGCCUAGUGAAUAUUCACAUUCUAAUAUAGCAGAAACUGAAAAUGGAGAAAAUAAAAUUGGUGCAUCCAGAACAAAUGCGACAAUCUCAUUUUUUCCUACGCCCGAUCACGGGAAAGGAGUAUGUAAUUAUGCUAGAGGAAAAUGGGUUCCAGACAGUAAGAGACCAUUGUAUUCUGGUCUGGGCUGCAAACAGUGGUUAUCUGAUAUGUGGGCUUGUAGGCUGACCCAACGUACGGACUUUUCUUACGAGGGGUAUAGGUGGCAACCAGAAAUAUGUGAGAUGCCAGAUUUUGAAAGAUCCAAGUUUUUAAAGAGAAUGCAGGACAAAACCAUUGCAUUCGUUGGAGAUUCAUUGGGAAGACAGCAGUUCCAAUCACUGAUGUGCAUGGUUACAGGUGGGGAGAACCGACCGGAGGUUGAAGAUGUAGGAUGGAAUUAUGGUCUAGUGACACCACCUGGUGCUGUGCGUCCUGAUGGAUGGGCAUUCAGGUUACCUAGUACCAACACAACAAUCUUGUAUUACUGGUCAGCGAGUCUGUGUGGAAUAGAGCCUCUCAACAUCACUGACCCUGCCACUCAAUUCGCCAUGCAUUUGGAUCAACCCCCCGCCUUCUUGGCCACUUACAUUGACCAGUUUGAUGUCGUGGUACUCAACACGGGUCACCACUGGAACAGAGGAAAGAUCAAUGCUAACAGAUGGGUGAUGCAUGUGAAUGGGGCCCCUGUUCGCAACAGCAAACUUGCUGCUGUGGGCAAUGCCAGAAAUUUCACUGUCCACAGCAUAGUGAGAUGGUUUGAGGGCAGAAUUGAAGUGCGCCCGCAGCUUCAGGUCUUCUUUCGGACAAUCUCCCCAAGACAUUUCUCCAAUGGGGAGUGGAACACCGGAGGUAACUGUGAUAACACCACUCCACUCACAAAGGGGAGUGGAGUGUGGCAAGAUGACUCAAAUGACCCUGCCAUUGCGGGUGCUGUUAAGGGCACCAGAGUAAGAGUGUUGGACAUAACUGCCAUUUCUGAACUAAGGGAUGAGGCCCACAUCUCCCGUUACAGCUUGAAAGCCUCCGCGAGGGGCAUUAACGACUGCUUGCAUUGGUGCUUACCGGGCAUUCCUGAUACAUGGAACGAAAUCCUUUCUGCGCAGCUUUAGUUCCGGAAAAGAAAAAAAAGAGUUUUAAAAUUAUGUAUUAAAAUCAUAAUUUAUGUAAAGACUAUAUUAUGGAUUAGCUUAGGUCCCUGAGGCAGUUCCCAUGGCGCCCGCGGCGUUGUAAUGCACAAGCCUUGCCAUUGUCACAUAGUGGAAAAUGGAGAAACAGUAGUGGCAGUUAUAUUUGAAGGCCGGCUCUUGAAUUUUUUUUCUUCCACAAGGCAAAAGAUGUACACUUUAUUACUUUGCAGAGUCUGUUCCAAUCGGCAAAAUCCCCAUC
Molecule: messenger RNA, 2051 nt
Organism: Cuscuta campestris
Lineage: Eukaryota; Viridiplantae; Streptophyta; Magnoliopsida; Solanales; Convolvulaceae
Source: the annotation of a GenBank genome assembly